CUAUUAUACUGCUUACAAGGCCGGCGUUGGCAAAGGAGUUCUUGCUAGAAACGCGCAAUGUUACUGCGAUCAAACAAGGCAAAAUUGCCAUCAUCCACAUCGAGCCCACGGACAUGCUGACCUAUGAUAUGCUGCCAGUCUGGCGAAAUGAACUGGAAAAUGGAGUAGACUUGGGAGCGGCCGGGCAGAGUCUCAUCAUCAUGACAACUCUGCCAACGAGAACUAUCUAUCAGCCCAAUUCCUCCAUUUAUGCCAACAAAAUAAACCUGGCUGCGGCGGCUGCAGCUGGACUGGCAAUGCGUCUCACACAGCUAAACGUUGUGGCAGGCGGUGGCAAACUGGAUCCAGCAAAAGGCCUGUUUGCACCCAUGAACAACCAGGACGUCUACGUGCCCAUCACCCCGGAGAUCACCUUCCAUUUUGAGAACUACGGUACCAAUGAAAUCCGUGGCCUUUACGACAUGUUCAUCUUCUCCCUUAACCCGGAAGUCUCACGUGGCCGUCUAAAUGUCUCCCAGAUGACUUAUGAUGAAAUUUUCCUCCUGACCGAUGUGAUUCUUUGGCCACUGAUUGCGGUCAAGAGAGUAGCCGAAAAGGUAUGGCCUGCGGACAGCAACGGCCCGAAUCGCAAUCCCUGCCUCAUUUAUGACUGUGAAAUGGCCGGCAGCGCUCAGGCAAUUACUCUCAUUAUAUUGGGAGGAAUAAUAAUCCUCGCUUUGGCCAAUAUCGUCAGGAUUUUUUACGUCAGGCGUCAACGACAAGAGAAGAAGGUUCUUGGAGGCAAUGCGAAGCUGAUUCUCUAUGCCGAUGAUAUAUCUUAUGUGAAGGAAGCCAAGCACGUAUCUACUGCAUCGGUAAGCAUGAAAAACCACGUGCACUUAAUAAUAAUCCGAUUAUUCCUUUACAGUGGAGGUAACUUUAGACUAAAAAUGACUUCUUAA
Dibothriocephalus latus is the source of this 941-nucleotide messenger RNA. The record is from the annotation of a GenBank genome assembly. NCBI's taxonomy places the organism in Eukaryota, Metazoa, Platyhelminthes, Cestoda, Diphyllobothriidea, Diphyllobothriidae.